Polyodon spathula (Mississippi paddlefish) is the source of this 2483-nucleotide messenger RNA. Its product is annotated as guanine nucleotide-binding protein subunit alpha-13-like. Gene Ontology annotation, biological process: Rho protein signal transduction; adenylate cyclase-activating G protein-coupled receptor signaling pathway. The record is from RefSeq and is a predicted model, not a curated record. Gene Ontology annotation, molecular function: D5 dopamine receptor binding; GTPase activity; guanyl nucleotide binding. Lineage: Eukaryota; Metazoa; Chordata; Actinopteri; Acipenseriformes; Polyodontidae. Bases 43 to 1176 code for a protein of 377 amino acids. The transcript has 4 exons. Gene Ontology annotation, cellular component: heterotrimeric G-protein complex; brush border membrane.
CGCCCCUUCUCUCCCUGCUGUAUCGAUGAAGUUGGUUCAAAGAUGGCGGAUUUCCUGCCGUCCCGGUCCGUCUUAUCGGUUUGUUUCCCGAACUGCUUGCUCAACAGCGUCGAGGCAGAACAGAUCAGAAUAUCUAAGGAGAUCGACAAGUGCAUUUCCCGGGAUAAAACCUACGUGAAGCGACUGGUAAAGAUAUUACUGCUCGGAGCCGGCGAGAGCGGCAAGUCGACUUUCCUCAAGCAGAUGCGCAUCAUCCACGGCCAGGACUUCGAUCAGCAGGCCAAGGAAGAUUUCCGGGCUACCAUUUACAGCAAUAUUAUUAAAGGGAUUAGAGUACUGGUGGAUGCCAGAGAAAAGCUGCAUAUCCCCUGGGGUGACCCAUCUAAUCAAACACAUGGAGAGAAGAUGAUGGCAUUCGACACCAGGUCGCCGAUGGUGGCCCAGGGACUGGUGGAAACCGAGAUCUUCAUGAACUAUCUGCCGUCCAUCCGAGCCCUGUGGGGGGACACUGGGAUACAGAAUGCCUACGACAGGAGACGAGAGUUCCAGUUGGGUGAAUCCGUAAAAUAUUUCUUGGACAAUCUGGAUACGCUUGCAAAGCCGGGCUAUCUCCCAAGUCAGCAAGAUAUCCUGCUGGCGCGAAAACCCACCAAGGGAAUCCACGAGUAUGACUUUGAGAUCAAGAACGUUCCCUUCAUAAUGGUGGACGUGGGCGGGCAGCGGUCGGAGAGGAAGCGGUGGUUCGAGUGCUUCGACAGCGUCACGUCCAUCCUGUUCCUCGUGUCGUCCAGCGAGUUCGACCAGGUGCUGAUGGAGGAUCGGCAGACCAACCGCCUCACCGAGUCCCUAAACAUUUUCGAGACAAUAGUCAACAACCGCGUCUUCAGCAACGUCUCCAUCAUUCUCUUCCUAAACAAGACGGACUUGCUUGAGCAGAAAGUUCAAGUCGUCGCCAUCAAGGACUACUUCCCUGAGUAUGAGGGGGAGCCCCACAAUCUGGCUGACAUCCAGAAAUUCUUGGUGGAGUGUUUCCGCAACAAGCGCCGAGAUCAGCAGCAGAAGCCGCUGUACCACCACUUCACCACCGCCAUUAACACAGAGAACAUUCGCCUGGUAUUCCGCGACGUCAAGGACACCAUCCUGCACGACAACCUCAAGCAGCUUAUGCUACAGUGAUGCUCACUGGGACUCCUUGUUUUUAUUCCUUUUUAAUUAACAACCUUUUAAACAAUUGUUUGUGGGGGUAGAAGGAGAGGGGGGGUUGCAAGUCUACAGCACAUAAUGGGAAUAAACAGGUUGCUGUCAGACUCAAUGCUGCAACAAGACCACUUUUUUUCAUAGCAAAAACCACCCCCGUCUCUCGCUCUCUUUCUCUGUCUCUCACUCUUUCUCAUUUUAUUUUCCUUUUGCGGUUACAUUGUUAACACCAAGAUUGAGUAAUUUGUUUUAAUGACUAACCAAUGUUAAUUGAGGAUUUUAGGAGAACGGUUAAGUAUGUAGGGGUGGGGUUGGUGGAUAGGAAAUUGUUCCCAAAAAAAGAGCGAGCAGGGCAGUGGCAGAGCACAGAUCUAUUUGUAUGGGUUACUGAGCCGGUGACUGCUGAAUCCUCAAAUGAAAUUGAAGUGGCUGGAACGUUCAAACCUUAAUUGUUAUUUCACCGUGUUCUGAGCCAAACUGUUUGCCUUCCACAAGCCUGGCCUUCAUUUUUUAUUUUUUGUUUUGUUUUAUAACAGGAUAUUUCCAGAAAAUAACAUGUUUUGCUUAGAUUUAUUUGUGUUGUGCAGUCUUCUGUGGAAGGUUCUUGUAAGUGUUACAGGUUUACAGUGCUUGCCUUUUUGUUUAUUACUACUGCAGGAUGUUUAAAAAGGUAACGAACUAGGAGAGCACGCUGGCCAACACUCACUUACACAACUUGAUACAUUUGAAUUAGUGCAGUAGCCUGAUGUGCAAAGCCAGAUAGUUGCUAUAGUAUGUGGCAUUAUCUCAGGGGCUGACUUUAGACCACUUUAAUUGCUUGCCUAUAAAGUUAUUGUCGAUAGUACCUUUAAUGAACAUCUACAAUCUGUGUCAGAGUCCAACAGUGGUAUUAAACCCAAAAGGCAGACUGUCUGAAUGUUUAGUGCAGUGAAAUUUAUAUUUUGGAAAGGGGGACAAAAAAAAAAAAACCUAAUUGAUGUACAAUUUCUUACUGGAGUAGUUUUUUGUAACUGAAUACCAAACUGAACACCCAUUCCUUUUUAUUUUCAAUUGUCUGUAGUUAAAGCAGCCUUAUCCAAAGUGCCAGUUUGUGUUUUUUAUAAUGUCUGUCAGGUUUUGUUUUUGCUCCCAAAUUGAUUGCAUACAGGGGGGGGGUCAUUGUGUAAAGAGAUUUUUAAAAAUGUUCAAACGUACCACUUUUUUUAAUGGUUUAUAAAUGUUGUGUAACCCUUGUACAGAAACAAUUCCUAAUUUUCAAAAUAGGUUUGAUAAAGGCGUAUAAAUCA